Molecule: messenger RNA, 1311 nt
Organism: Sebastes umbrosus (honeycomb rockfish)
Lineage: Eukaryota; Metazoa; Chordata; Actinopteri; Perciformes; Sebastidae
Product: calcium-binding protein P-like
Exons: 3
Coding region: 160-723 (187 amino acids)
Cellular component (GO): membrane
Source: RefSeq, a predicted model, not a curated record
AAGUGAAACACCAGUCCGCACUUGGACAUUCACUUUGUAGCAGCAGGGUGUAAAAGAAAACUCUGCGACGGGAGAAAUUGACCCUUAAAUACUUCAAGAAUAAUACGGCUCUAAAAAGGGAGUUUGGUUUCGUCUGAAAACCCAGUUUGUUUGUUCAUUAUGGACCCCACUAAGUCUCCCAACGCUCCUCCAACCAACUGGUCCGAUGAGAAGUCCACCAUGGGCCACAAUCCCCCUCCGCCCUACCAGGACCAGCCCUACCCGGGAUACCCUCAGCCCGGCCCGGGAUACCCUCAGCCAGGCCCGGGAUACCCUCAGCAAGGCCCGGGGGGAUACCCUCCACAGCAGCAGGGCUAUGGACCCCCGCCGCCGCAGUACGGAGGUCCAGCUGGACAACAGCAGUACCCCACGGGUCAGGAGUACCCAGGACAGCCGUCCUAUGUCACUGUCCAGCCCGCGGUGUAUGUGACUCGAGGCCCGCUGGAACACCCCGUCAACGACUACUUGGGCUACUCCAUCUUCACCCUGAUGUGCUGCUGCCUGCCGCUUGGGAUUGCUGCUCUCAUCUACUCCAUCUCAGCCCGUGAAGCCAACUAUGCCGGGGACCAGAUGGCGGCGGAGCGGAGCAGCAGUAUGGCCAAGAGACUGAACCACAUUGGCCUGGGACUCGGCAUCGGGGUCCUCAUCCUCACCAUCGUCUACGUAGUGGUUACUAUCAAUUAAAUCUGUUUCAACAUCUUUCCUAUAUUUCCGGUCCCCGUUCUCGUUCUACAUCAGGUAAAAUCAGACCACAGGAACAUUGCUGGUCAUCAGGAAGAGUUUUUGUCACCUGAUUGGCUAAAAGACCUUUGAAAAAAGUUAUUGAUAUAUUAAUCAGCAGUUGAUGGCCAUGUAAUCCAUUACUUUCCAAUACCGUAGAGGUGACCACUACAACCUUCCAAAGAUUAUUUUUUUACUUCAACAUGUUUUUUUGUUUGCAAUUUGCUUCCUCUGUUAUCGCACAUCGAAAAUCGACAUUUUUAGUUUUUGACAUGUAAAAUAUUUUUCCCACUUUGAUGCCUUAAGUGGUGGACACUACACGCGUCAAAGGCACGUGGUGGCUGCGUGGCGUGUUGUUUUUUAUUUCGACGUCCAUGUUAACAGAUUAGAGAGGACACACUGCCCGCUCUGUAGAAUAUGCCAAAGACAGUGAAGGUGAUCUAUUGACUGUAUAUUAACUUCAUACCUGUAAGACUUUACUACAGUUUUGAUGUCUAUCUGUAGAAUAUGUUACGGAGAUGAAAAAAGGAAAGACUUAUUUUUAGAUCAACA